Molecule: messenger RNA, 3008 nt
Organism: Phaeodactylum tricornutum CCAP 1055/1
Lineage: Eukaryota; Bacillariophyta; Bacillariophyceae; Surirellales; Neidiaceae
Gene: XPF
Product: excision repair cross-complementing rodent repair deficiency, complementation group 4
Exons: 2
Biological process (GO): nucleotide-excision repair involved in interstrand cross-link repair; resolution of meiotic recombination intermediates; double-strand break repair via homologous recombination
Cellular component (GO): nucleotide-excision repair factor 1 complex
Molecular function (GO): single-stranded DNA endonuclease activity; damaged DNA binding; single-stranded DNA binding
Source: RefSeq, a predicted model, not a curated record
UUGGUUCUUCCAUUCUGGUAAUUCGCUUGCAUAGUGAGAGGCUACUACUCAGGCACCGUGUCCAGCGCACAGGGAAGUACAGCAUGAAUGAGGCAUCUAUCACCAGUUCACGGUCUACAGCUGGCAAAAGACAGCGAGAGAACGCCGGGGUCGAAAACCAUAGCAAUGCCAUGGAUUCGUCGUAUACGGCAGGCAAUCCACUUAUACCAGAGGGUCUCUUGCCUUGUUUCUUGGCAGACGCAUUCAGCGAACUUUAUGAAGAAGACGGCUUGAUGGUUUUAGGCAAAGGAUUGGGAUGUUUGAGUCUCUUGGCCGCCUUUUGCCGAUUCUACGCCGAUAUCGAGGAAGGCCAUGUUUCAAUCGUACGUGAAUCUGUUGCCAGUAAUACCGCCUCCUCCAACAAUGAACCGUCUGUAGCUCCCUUGGUAAUCGUUCUGGGACUCAAGGACGGCGAGCGCCAAGCGCUCGUGGAUAUAUUGGAGAGCUGGGGCACGCCUCCGGAACUUCUGCCAACCAUGGUUACGAAUGAAGCUGGACAAGGCAAGGAUCGCGCCGCUCUUUACGAUCGGGGUGGAAUAUUUUGCAUCACAUCUCGUAUUUUCAUCGUUGACUUGCUUACCAAUAUAGCGUCUCCUAACAAAAUUGACGGAUUACUGGUGGCACAUGGAGAGAAUGUGACGGAGCAAUCCACGGAGGCAUUUAUUUUGAGAAUAUUUCAAGGUCAGAAGCAGCCUUUCGGAUCCGGUUUUAUCAAGGCUUUCACGGACGCUCCGGAUCAGCUUAUGUCAGGCUUUGCCAAAGUCGAUAAAAUUCUGAAAUCGCUGCACGUUAGGAGGCUCUAUUUGUACCCCCGCUUUCAUGAAAGUAUUCGACAGGAACUCGAGUCGCAUCCACCGUCCGUUACGGAACUUCACCAGGAACUGUCGCCACUACAAAAAGAAAUGCAAAAUGCAAUCGCAGCUGCCGUUUCAGCAUGUAUACGGGAGCUCAAGUCGUCAACCACGUUAUUGGAAUGGAAUGACUCGGAGCUUUCGAUCGAGAAUUGUGUGACAACAAAUUUCGAUCGGGCCAUUUCCCGUCAACUGGAACACGAUUGGCAUCGACUCAAGCCACAAACCAAACAACUUGUCCAAGACUUGCGUACUUUACGUACACUCUUUCAGUCCUUAAUUCAGUAUGAUUGUGUCACGUUCUGGAAAUUGAUAAAUUCCAUUAAGACCAUGAGCGCAGCUUCUCGUUACCCGUCGUUAUGGUUGCUGACUCCUGCGGCUGAUGUACUCUUCCGCAAGGCCAAAGCUCGGGUGUACAACAUCUCGCGACCGCGGCCCACGUCCCAACUAUCCCAUCCCGUCGCUCACUUAAAGGCUAUUCUGGAAGAGAAUCCUAAGUGGAAGUUGUUAAAACAAAUCUUAGAUGAAAUCCGACUAGAUGAUGCCCAGCGAGUGCGAAACGUGGACUGUGAUGGACCAAGAAAUGUAUUGGUCAUGGUAAAGGACGACAAGACUGUUGAUACGCUACGCGAAUAUCUCACCGACGGUAAAGAUCGGACAUUGACGCUUCGCUGGCUUCGAUUCUUAGACCAGUACAACGAUCGAUCGAGGUCCAUUACCAAUUGCAAAGGCGGAAUAUCGGCCAUUUCGGAAGAGUCACGUUUGCUACUUGAAGAAGAAUCCCGUGUUCGCAAUGCGCUGUUCGGGAAAAGGCGAAAUAGAGGUCACCGAGAUACUGCCGAUGAUUUAGAUCGUGAAUUUGUGUUGGAUGAUGCUUUAGAAGCCACAGAAAAGGCUCUGAAUGAUGCCAGCUUUUCCAAAACUAUAUUGGCCAGAAUUAGAGCGGAUCUUAAUGCUGAAGAAGACGCUAUGCUUCGUAUUUCCAACCCCAGUGAGCUCCGUAUUAUUCUCAAGAGCUAUUCCAGUAUCGACGGCGACCAAUCCUCCCUUUUCCUUCAAGACAUGGAACCUCAAUAUGUAGUAUUGUAUGAUACUGACGUGGCUUUCAUUCGUUCUGUGGAAAUGUACGAAGCCUUGUCGACUCACUCAGAUCCCGUCAGGGUAUUCUUCCUGAUGUUUGAAGCGAGUUCCGAACAAAAGACAUUUAUGAAGACCUUGGAGCGAGAACAGAACGCUUUCGAACGCAUGAUUGAUCACAAAAAGACGAUGCCUCCUCCAGCGCUGCAAGUGGUUGGUACCCAGGAAAUGCAGCAGGCCAUGCAUGUUGGUAGUGCUGGCGGUAGUUACAUGGACGGGUCUUUACCGCUGGCAUUUGAUAGUCGCCGAGGCCGCGGAAAAGAGGACAGGUCCAAAGAACGACGAGAUAUUGCUGUCGACGUUCGUGAAUUCAGGUCGGCGUUGCCUUCGAUUCUUCAUCAAGGCGGAAUGCGCUUAGCACCUGUGACGCUGACGGUCGGAGAUUUCGUACUCAGCAACGUCCAUUGCGUUGAACGAAAGAGUAUAAGCGAUCUAUUUGGGAGCUUCGCGAGCGGUCGCCUCUAUACUCAAGCUGAGGCGAUGUCCAAGCACUACAAGUGCCCAUGUUUGCUGAUUGAAUUUGAUCCCACGAAGUCGUUUUGCUUGCAAAAUUCGAACGAGCUGGGAGUCGAAAUCCGAACCGAGUCUGUAUGCAGCAAAAUUGCCUUACUAACUAUGCACUUUCCUCAAUUACGCAUACUUUGGUCGCGCAGUCCCCAUGAGACUCUCCGAAUAUUUCGAGAGCUGAAGACGAACCACGACGAAGUUGAUGUGGAGAAGGCAAUCGACAUUGGACGGAACGAGUCACCGGACGCUUUGCUGCAACUUCCAGCCGGGCUUGCCGAAGGUGAAGAUGAGAUCAAUGAAAUGGCUCGUGACAUGUUGCUGCGACUUCCAGGUGUCAACGUCCAUUCAGCCAGGCGCAUCAUGCAGGAGUGCGAUAGUUUGGCGGAGCUUGCUGAAAUGUCCCGGGAUGAGCUUCGACGAAUCGCUGGUCCGGUGACUGGCCAAAAACUGUUCGCCUUCUUUCGACAAAAGAUC